AUGGCAGCCAUUACUAGAAGGAUGAAGGAAACUAACAUAAGUCAUUCAGUAAACCUAAGCAGCAGUCUAAUAUCGGCUAAGGAAGUUGAUGAAGCAGCAAAUAAGUGGAAAAACUGUCUCAUCGGAAAAAUCAUUUCAAAGGAUGAUGCAGACUUUGAUGGAGUUCAAAAAGAUGUGAAUAUUAUUUGGAGGAAGUAUCGUAGGGUGGAGAUACACACAAUGAGCCGUAACAUGUAUGUCUUCAAGUUCAAAAAUGAAGAUGAGGUGGAAGAUGUACUAAAAAAAGUUCUGUGGAUUAUGGAUUUUAAUAUGGUCGUUUUGCAAAAAUAUGAUGCUUCUAUUCAACUAAAGGAUUAUUCCCUCACACAUCAAGUUUUCUCAGUGUUAAUGAGUGGGUUAGCGUUGGAACACUUGGACAGAGGCAUAAUUGACAAGAUGUGCUCGGAUAUUGGGAGAAGAAUUGAUGAAGACUCCAAGCCGGGAUUCUCAAUUAGAGGAAGAAUGGUGAACGCAAGAAUUGAAGUGGACUUGAGAAAACCUCUCAAGCGUGGUGUUUGGCUUCUAACUGCAACAAAACAAAGAGUAUGGGUAAAAUAUCACUUCGAAAAGCAACCAAAAAAAAUCUGCACCCACUGCUUUGUCCUUGACCAUAAUGAGGAGGAGUGUGAAGAAAUAACAUGGAAUCUGUUCAUUUAUCGCAUGACAGAAAAGCAGUUUGCAGAUUUCUAUGCUAAAAAUGAGCAUAAAAUCCAUGAGAUGAUGUAA
Messenger RNA from Papaver somniferum (opium poppy), 765 nucleotides. RefSeq lists its product as uncharacterized. Lineage: Eukaryota; Viridiplantae; Streptophyta; Magnoliopsida; Ranunculales; Papaveraceae. The record is from RefSeq and is a predicted model, not a curated record. The transcript has a single exon. The coding region runs from base 1 to 765 and encodes 254 amino acids.